AUGUCUUUCUAUUCUUACGUUCGUCUUUUCCUUAAAUCUAUCCUUCCUUCCUUCCUUCCUUCCUUCCUUCCUUCCUUCCUUCCUUCCUUCCUUCCUUCCUUCCUUCCUUUCUUUUCCUUCCAUCUUUUCUUUCCCUUCCUUCCUUUCCCUUCCUUCCCCCUUCCUUCCUUCUUUCCUUCCUUCUUACUUCCUUCUUUCCUUCUUCCUUCAUUCCUUUCCCUUCCCUUCCUUCCUUCCUUCCUUUCCCUUCCUUCCUUUCCCUUCUUUCCCCCCUUCCUUCCUUCUUUCCCUACCCUUCCUUCCUUCCUUCCUUCCUUCCUUCCUUCUUUACUUCCUUCCUUUUUCCCUACCCUUCCUUCCUUCCUUCCUCCCUCCCUCCCUUCCUUAACACGAAAAUCCACCUUUUUCUUGCUUCUUUUCUUAAAUUUAUAUUUAUUUGCUUUACUCUUUCUUUGCUUCUUUCCUUCCUUUUAUCCAUCCUUACCUAAUUCCUCCCUUUCUUCCUUCUUUCCUUCUUCCUCCCUUCCUUCCUUCCUCCCUCCCUUCCUUCCUUCCUCCCUUCCUUCCUUCCUUCCUUCCUUCUUUCCUUCCUUCCUUCCUUCCUCUCCAUUCCCUUCCUUCCUUUCUUUCCCUUCCAUCUUUUCUUUCCCUUCCUUCCUUUCCCUUCCUUCCCCCUUCCUUCCUUCUUUCCUUCCUUCUUACUUCCUUCUUUCCUUCUUCCUUCAUUCCUUUCCCUUCCCUUCCCUUCCUUCCUUCCUUUCUUUUUCCCUUCCUUCCUUUCCCUUCUUUCCCCUUCCUUCCUUCUUUCCUUCCUUCCUUCUUUCCCUACCCUUCCUUCCUUCCUUCCUUCCUUAA
This is a messenger RNA of Acanthosepion pharaonis, 855 nucleotides long. Lineage: Eukaryota; Metazoa; Mollusca; Cephalopoda; Sepiida; Sepiidae. The record is from the annotation of a GenBank genome assembly.